AAGCAUACUGUAAACUCAAAGCCGUAGUCUCGGCCGGUGCUGUUAUUGUUCAGUUCGCGGAGUUUGGGGGGAGGGUAUUGCUUUAUUUUUUUAUUUUGGGGGCUGCACACUGCCAUUAUCGGGGUAAUUACAAGCACCCCAAUGCCUGGCCCGAGGUAUAUAUUAUUUAUAUAGCGUCAGAAUCUGUCUAAGUAGUUGUAAGCUAACAAGUUAGGUCCCAAAGUAGCCGAUGGAUGCGCGGGUAUCGGAGUUAUUUGGCUCAGGAAACGGACACAGCUCUGGAUCUGGUGGUGUGUCCAGCGGCAAGCCUGCGAAUGGCUAUGGGGUAGCCCCCAAAAAAUCCUCUGCAAAGAACAAGAAAGCAAAAGCUCGAUUAUCCCGCAACUUCAAACCAAGCAAUAACACCCCGUAUCUACCUCCAGAGGCUGAAGAGGGAAAUAUAGAGUACAAGCUCAAGCUAGUGAACCCCACACAAUACCGCUUUGAGCACUUAGCAACACAAAUGAAAUGGCGACUGCAGGAGGGCCGAGGUGAAGCUGUCUAUCAAAUAGGUGUCGAGGACAAUGGCAUGCUGGUGGGACUAUCAGAGGAGGAAAUGAGGGCUUCACUAAAAACGCUCCAUCGGCUUGCAGAGAAAGUUGGAGCGGACAUCACAAUUUUAAGAGAGCGAGAGGUGGACUAUGACUCUGAUGUGCCUCGUAAGAUUGCUGAAGUUCUCAUUCGCAAAGUGCCAGAUGACCAGCAGUUCUUAGACCUACGAGUAGCCGUACUGGGCAAUGUGGACUCGGGCAAGUCCACUCUUUUGGGUGUUUUGACACAAGGUGAGCUGGACAAUGGACGGGGAAGAGCGAGGCUCAACCUUUUCAGACAUCUACAUGAGAUUCAGACUGGACGUACUUCGAGCAUUAGCUUUGAGAUUCUUGGCUUUAACAGCAAAGGAGAGGUUGUGAAUUACAGCGAGUCUCGGACAGCAGAGGAGAUUUGUGAGAGUGCCUCUAAAAUGAUCACAUUCAUUGAUCUGGCGGGUCACCACAAGUACCUGAAAACCACCAUCUUUGGCCUCACCAGUUACUGUCCAGAUUUUGCAAUGCUUGUGGUCAGUGCGAAUACUGGAAUUGCUGGUACCACACGGGAGCAUCUUGGCCUUGCCAUGGCACUGAAGGUUCCCAUCUUCAUUGUUAUCAGUAAAGUGGACCUCUGCACACGGGCCACUGUUGAGCGCACAGUGCGGCAGUUGGAGCGUGUCUUGAAGCAACCAGGCUGCAACAAGGUGCCCAUGGUUGUAAGCAGUACAGAUGAUGCUGUCACAGCAGCACAGCAGUUUGCACAGUCACCAAGCAUCACGCCAAUCUUCACCUUGUCCAGUGUUUCUGGAGAGAGUCUAGAUUUGCUUAAAGUUUUCUUCAACAUCAUCCCUCCUCUGAGCAACAGCAAGGAGCAGGAGGAACUAAUGCAGCAGCUAACAGAGUUUCAGGUGGAUGAGAUCUACACAGUUCCAGAGGUGGGGACAGUGGUUGGAGGUACUCUAUACAGUGGUAUUUGCCGUGAAGGGGAUCAUCUUGUAGUAGGGCCCACAGACUCGGGUCAGUUCCACCAGUUGACCGUAGGCAGCAUCCAAAGGAACCGCUCGGCAUGCAGGGUGCUCAGGGCGGGCCAGGCUGCUACACUUGCUCUGGGCAACUUUGACCGCUCAUUAUUGCGCAAGGGCAUGGUGAUGGUGAGCCCAGAGAUGGAUCCUACCAUCUGCUGGAUGUUUGAGGCUGAGAUUGUCCUGCUUUUCCAUGCCAAGACCUUCCACAAGGGCUUCCAGGUUACUGUGCACAUUGGCAAUGUGAGACAAACUGCAACAGUGGAAGCAGUGUAUGGCAAGGAGGAGCUGAGGACGGGAGAGAAAGCGGUGGUUCUCUUCAAGUUCAUCAAGCAUCCAGAAUAUCUGAAGGUGGGAGCAAAGAUUCUCUUCAGAGAGGGGGUAACCAAAGGUAUCGGGCACGUCACCAAGCUGCUUCCCAUCGUCGAGUACCAGCCAUCCUAAAGACGAGAUGAGGAUGAGGCCUAACAUUCUUCAGGCAACCACAGAACCAAACACCGUCCCACCUCAAAACAGAGUGCUUUAAAAACCACCUCCUGCUUUCUCCAAAGGCCACGCUGCCAAGUUCCCUUCACAGUAAAAGCCUUUUUGCACGAUUCUGUUGUCUCACCAUGUUCCAAAGCUUUGUCACCUUCUUACAUUUUGUUCCUUAGAGCCUUUUCAGUACCUGCUGAUAUUUUCCAUCUGCUUUGUGUUGUUGAGGCUUAAAAAGUGUUGCUUUUCUUGGUACUGAUGAGAAACCUUUCAUCCAUAUCUACAACACAUUGACCAAGCAUCAUCUACCAAAGUUCGCUUUGGAAACUUUGAAAACUGCAUUCUGGCCUUUACAACGAGGUGCUGCUCACACAGUUUACACCUAAAUGCACUGUUAAUACAUACUUCAACAAUAUGCUCACAUGCAUAUUUGCACUGAGGUAUAAACGCCAGCGAUGAUAUACCCGUGCCAGGUAACUGUUUUUAUAAACUCAACAGUUGCAGGUAUGGAAUGAUUUCACACCAGUGUAAAACAAGGCGCAAGUGUCACCGCCUCACAGCGCAGUGUCUGUGCAAAGUGCCUGACUGACAAUUACAAACUUUUAUAUGCUCUUAAAUCAUCUCCUUGUCAUAGUAACUGCUGUGUGAGCAGGUCAGAAGCUUCAUUAUCUUGCGUUGAGCUUUGUUGUUUCAUCACUUUUAUGAAGAUAACGGAGAGCAUUGUGUGGUAUGAAAAGCUAGAACAUGGCCCAGUUUGUAUGUCAGUCUGCCAGGAUAACUCACAUUGGCAAUUACUUUUUAACUGUCACAUUUGUCAGUGAGAACUAUUUUUUUCUUUAAUUCACAAGUACUGCCUCACAAUAGGGCGGUAAGAUGAUAAUGAUCUUGCUGCCUGUCUUUCAAGUGCUUUAGUUACUCAGGUCAGUGUAGAUAUUGUAUUAGACAGCAUUCCACUUUCACAGAACGACUCCAGUGGGACGUUGUUGCUAAUUUGGGUCGAAAGGAGAACUGAUGAAAAACAGAUACUCCAGAUUCUCCCAAAGUGAUGCGUGUGAUUACACAUUAGUAUGUGGAACUGCCUACUGAUGCAGCUUUAUUUAAGAGCAAUUAUGUUAAAGGUACUUGAUGUACUCUUCACUUAAGUUACUGAUGUCACAAACUCGAAGGGGUUUAGCAUAGUGCCUAAUGGAACUCCUAUUCAAGAAGCCUUCCAUUACAGCCCAUUGUUUUAUAACUUAGUAAAAAAAAAUGAAGUUGGUGCUAUUGGAAAACUUUUGAUAUUUAGAGGAAAAAAAUGUAAUAAGUGAACGUUAAUUACUGCUCUGUUCACGCCUGCUGUUGGCCUCACCAUCUGUCUUUCUAUUGCAUGUUGACGUGACUUAUACGCGCAUUCAAAGUUUGUAUUGUUUUUUUGCACCGACAUCAUUGAUGCACAGUGUGUGUGUGUGCAGGCAAAGACAGGUAAGCUAAGAAUGCAUUUCAACCAAAAUAUUUUAUAGCAUUUAUAAAGAGUUCAGGUGUUAAAAUAUGUUUUACCGCAUCUCGGAAGAUUUUUAUAGAUUUGUAGUAGUUCUGGAUUUUACAAUUCAUUCAAAGAUUUUUCAGUCUUCUUCUUAACACCAGCUUAUUUUCACUCUUUUGAAAUCCUUUGAAGUCAGUUUUCCUUUUAAUUCAACGUGUAUUUUGAUCAUUUUCUGGGUGAAAUGCAAUAUUUAUGUACAGAUCCAAUUCGUGUAUUAUGAUGUACAUGAAUAAAAGUUUUAUUGUCACUUUA
Messenger RNA from Haplochromis burtoni (Burton's mouthbrooder), 3836 nucleotides. RefSeq names its product GTP binding protein 2a (gene gtpbp2a). The coding region runs from base 230 to 2032 and encodes 600 amino acids. The record is from RefSeq and is a predicted model, not a curated record. Gene Ontology annotation, molecular function: GTPase activity; translation elongation factor activity; GTP binding. The transcript is spliced from 12 exons. Gene Ontology annotation, biological process: translational elongation. Lineage: Eukaryota; Metazoa; Chordata; Actinopteri; Cichliformes; Cichlidae.